UUCGACAUGAGGACAGCAGUUGCGGUACUGGUUAUCCUUAUGAUAAAUAACUGGACGGUUGAAGCUUUCUACUGUCCGCCAAGAUGUCGAUGCGAUUCCCAUCUUCGAGUGGUAAAAUGUAACACUUUGAAACUGACCCAGGUCCCAAAGUGCGACAAUUCGACCUUGUCUCUGUUCCUCAUCGACAACUGGAUAGCCACUUUGCAGAACGAGUCUUUUACAGGUCUUUCUCAAUUGGAAAAUGUGUCGCUGGUCAGCAACCUUCUGACUGACAUAGACAUUGCUGCCUUUCAACCCUUGAUCAACAUACGUUUGAUAAAUCUUGCGGGAAAUACGAGAUUACCUCUUGAUAGCCUUGCGCCAGUGUUUUGUUACAUAUCCAAAACAAUACAAGUACUGUCGCUGUACAACUUGAAAAAACUGUCCAAAACCAAAACACUAAAGAGUUCCCUUUUCCGUUGCCUCAGAAAUAGUAAUCUUACACAGUUGGAUUUAAGCAAUAACGGCAUUCACGCACUUCCAGGCUCCAUUUUCACAGAUCUGACCAACUUGCGAAUACUCUUUUUACGAGGAAAUAAUUUAGAUACUGUAGAGACUGGAACUUUUGCUGGUUUGAGUAAUCUACGCUGGUUGGAUUUACGGGAUAACCACCUGAGCAAGAUUCCAAACUUUGGAAAUGAAACGCAUCCAUUCUUUCCAAAACUGUUUGAAUUAAGCUUGGGUUAUAAUAACAUUGAUUCGGUCAAACCUAUUGAUUUUAUAGCACUAAAGAACGUCAUGAAGUUAGACUUAGAAUGGAAUUUAAUACAAAUUCUACCCAACAACAUGUUUAAAUACAUGCCUAAAUUGCAACAUGUUAUGUUGAAACAACAGCGGAAUUUGCGAUCGAUUUUACCGAUGGCGUUUGCCAGCAGUUCGCUCAUCUAUCUUGACAUAAGUGUGAACAAAUACAUCUUUUACUCGAACUCUUACGACUUUUUCUCCAAGUCACCCAAUUUGCACGAUCUUUAUCUGCACAAUAACCAGCUGAAUAAUUUGAAUUCUACAGCAUUAGAGACAAUGUUCCGGAAUCUCACACAACUACGAAAACUGUAUAUACAAAAUACUGGCUUGUCAUUCUUGCCUCCCAACGUAUUUGUUAACAACGGAAUGAUGAGCGAGCUUCAGUUGCAAUCCAACUUCCUGUCAACGUGGGAUCCAAUCGUAUUCCAACCGCUGUUGUCAUUAAGGAAACUGUUCAUGGAUCACAAUAACAUUCGUAUUCUAAAUGAAACGUCGUUUCCGCAGUUUAUAUGGGACAAUCUAACGGACCUUAAUUUGGCAGGUAACCCAUUUUCCUGCACAUGUGAAAAUUUAUGGUUCCGGAAUUGGAUACAAUCCACCAACGUAAAACUUUUACAGCUUCAUGCCUACCUUUGUUACGAACCAAAAAAACUGUCAAAAUCUCCGUUUCUAGAUUGGCACCCUACCAAAGCCCAAUGCACACCGCUACCAGCAUGGGUCAUAGCCAGUGCCAUCGGAGUCUCUGCAAUGUUAUUUCUGGCGCUCGUGACAUUGGCAACACACCGAUAUCGCUGGUACAUACGCUACUGGUGCUUUACACUGCGUUCCCGGUACAAACGCCUCGAACCGUUUGAAGAUAACGGUACUUACGUGUUCGACGCAUUUGUAUCUUACAACUGCCAUGAUCGUCCCUGGGUUAUACAAAGACUGCUUCCAAAAUUGGAAUAUGACGCUGGCUUUAAGCUUUGUCUUCACGACAGAGAUUUCAUCGUAGGCCAUGACAUCGUGGACAACAUUGUAGACGGUAUAGACGUCAGCAGAAAGACGAUCCUCGUGUUGUCCAACAACUUUGCUCAAAGCCAAUGGUGCCAAUUGGAAAUGACGAUGGCUCAGCACAAGCUAUUUGAUGAGAACAAAGAUAUCCUGGUCUUGAUAUUGCUGGGAGAUAUCAAACCUGAGAACCUCAGCAACAGACUGACCCUGCUGCUACGAAAGCAGACCUAUAUAGAGUGGCCUAGCGAGGAAGAAGGUCAAGACCUCUUCUGGGAAAGAGUGAAGGCGGCUCUCCAAAAACCUUCUGGUUAUGGAACGCUAUAA
Lingula anatina is the source of this 2100-nucleotide messenger RNA. RefSeq names its product toll-like receptor 2. NCBI's taxonomy places the organism in Eukaryota, Metazoa, Brachiopoda, Lingulata, Lingulida, Lingulidae. Gene Ontology annotation, cellular component: plasma membrane. Gene Ontology annotation, biological process: inflammatory response; signal transduction. Gene Ontology annotation, molecular function: protein binding; signaling receptor activity. The record is from RefSeq and is a predicted model, not a curated record.